AUGUCUCUCCAAAACUCUGUAUGUUACAUGAUGGCUUUAAUUCGAGAACAUCGCCUUCCGGGCCGCACCUGGGUGAACGACAAGCGGCACCAGUGGUCGGGCUGGGACUACGGGCCCUCCACGCUGGCCGUCGACGGGAACCUCGACGCCAGCCUCCGGUCCUGCUCCAUCAUCGACAACUACUACGUGGACGAGCCGGUGUGGAUGGUGGAUCUGGGCAAGAGGAAGGCCAUCCGCGGGCUCGUCAUCCUCACGUGGCAGGAGGGGCGCGGUCAAGACCAGCAGACGCUCUACCGCGACUACGUGUUCGGCCUCGACCGCCUGACCGUGUACGUGGAGAACCAGGCCAGGAUCGACUCGCCCAACUCGCAGGACCACAAGAAGUGCGCCUCCGUCACCAGACUCAACAACGCCCUCUUCAGAGAGCGCGUCCACAUGGAGUGUCCGCAGCCGAUGAAAGGUCGCUAUAUUUUUACAUCCAAGGGCUGGGGCGUGGCUAACCGCUGGCAUAGAGUCUUCUCCCUCGUCUUGUGCGAGGUCAUGGUCUACUGAGAGAGAGAAGGAGAGAGAGAGAGAGAAGAGAAA
This is a messenger RNA of Penaeus vannamei (Pacific white shrimp), 585 nucleotides long. The record is from RefSeq and is a predicted model, not a curated record. NCBI's taxonomy places the organism in Eukaryota, Metazoa, Arthropoda, Malacostraca, Decapoda, Penaeidae.